Paramecium pentaurelia is the source of this 2748-nucleotide messenger RNA. The record is from the annotation of a GenBank genome assembly. Lineage: Eukaryota; Ciliophora; Oligohymenophorea; Peniculida; Parameciidae.
AUGUAAGAAUAAGAAUUUCUUAAAAAUGAGAACAAACCUUUCCUUCUUAAAUAACAACAAUAAAUUACACGUACUGUUCUUCAAUCCUUAAUUCAUGAGUAUCAUAUUCUCAUCAAAGGACUCACCAAUUAGUAAUUUAAAUAACUAUCUACUAGAGAAUAUCAAGAUUAUUGUAAUGUAAAAGGAGCCUGUGGUUAGACUAUUCCUCUAAUUUUAAUCUUACCUAUUGGUUUAGCUAUAGGUACAUUAUAGUUAAUAUUGUUAUUUUUUAAAAAUAUUAGAGAAGGUAUUUUAUGAUAUUAGAUUAUUUAAUAGGGCCUUUAAUACCAGCAGUGAUUUAAUUUAUAUUAUUAUAAACAGCAUAAACAUUGAUAAUGUAUAUGAUUCUAAAAGCUUGUGAAGUUAUUCCAAAAAAAAUUGAAAAUCCUUUAUUAUUUGGGAAGAUAACAUCUUACAUUUUCAUGUGCUUAAGCAUAGCUGAGGGAACAUUAAUUAUUGUAUAUAUAUAUAUAUUAUAUUUUAUAAAGGAAAGAAUUUCAAAUUUCAACUAAUUUUCAUAGUCUUAUUUUUGGGCAAUUUUUGGAUUAAUAAUUUGGCAAAAGAUAAUAUAAUUAUUUAUUUAUGAUUGUAAACUUAGAAUUGGAAUAGUUAUAUUUUUAUAUAUUUAUUAUGUAUUUAGAUUAGAUUGUGAUUUAUUCAAUAAAGUAAUUAACUACAUUAUAAUUUAGGAUAUUAUAAAAGUAAUUUCAUACAUAUGUUUAGAAAUUAUCUUUAUUGUAGAUGCUGAAUUAAAAAAUUAUUCUCAAUAUUAAUUUGAAAAUAAUAUGUAAUUUAGAAUUAACAAAGAGGAUGUUCAAUUUAUGAUUCCAUAAGUUUAAAUGUAGACUUAAUAAUAGAUUCUAGAAAUCAUUACUAAUCAAUUUCCUAUUAUUAUAUUUGAUCAGACUAAAGAAUUACUUCAUAUUUCAGGUGUUGGAUUAAAAUAACUAUAAAUGGAAGAUGAUUAAAAUAAAAUAGAUUUGAUAUCUGCAGAAAUUAAAUUAAGAAAGAUGGAAGUUAUACAAUUAUUUACAACAAAUUAAUAAUAGAAAGAUAAUUUGAUUUAAUUAAAGAGGAUGGCUAAAUUCGGAUCAACUUGUGGAACUAAUGAAAAAGGAGAAUUAUUACAUUCUCUUAUAAAUGGACCAGCACUUUAAUAAUUACGUAUCUUAAGGUAACCUUAAGAUAAUUAAAGAAUUAUUCAUUAUAAUCCAGAUGGUGUUUUAGAGUAAUUACUUAAUAAUUUAAUUAAUGAUUAAUAAUCAGAAUAUAAAGGUAUAUCUAAAUUCAAUCUACCAAAAAAUUAAUUUAAAUAUUUUUAAUUUACAUUAAUUAAAGUACCUAAAGGAAAUGUUUUUUAAAUAUUCUUAAUUCUAGAAGAUAUUACUUAAUUUUAUUAGGAUAUUAAUUUAAACUAGAAGAAAGAGGAAGAAGAUCUUCCAAUUAUUUGUUAAGAAUUUAGAUAAAUGUUAUUCUGUUAAUAAAACUUUUAGGUUCCUCUAAAAUUACUCAAUAUUGAAAUGAAAAAUACUAUUAAAUAUUCUAAAUAAUAAUAUUUAUAAGAAGAUAUAUUUAAACCAGAUACUUUAAUUAAUUAAUUAUAAACAAAGUAUUAAAAUUAAAUAAAUACAAAUAUUAAAUUAUAAUUUUAAAAUAAUUUGAAAAUAAAUACAGGAGAAUUUAAAACAGAUUAAUUGAGAUUAAUGUAAAUAAUGUAGAUAUUACUUGAAAAUAGUAUUAAUAAUACAAAGGAAGGAUUCAUAAAAAUUAUAAUAGAAGAUGAUAAAAGAUAGAAUUGUAUAUAAAUAUCAGUUGAAGAUACUGGUAAAGGUAUCAAUUAAGAAAUUAUUUAAGAAGGAUUUAAUAUUAAUUAAAUUAGAUCUUUAAAUAUAGUUAAUUAUUUAACUAAAAUUAUGGGUCCUUUAUUUUAUUGUAAAAAAAUUACAGGUUAAGUUGCAAAUAAAGGAAUAAGAAUUAAAUCAUUAUAAGAUUGUGGUACAACAAUAUCUUUUUCAAUCAGAAAUUUAUCAUUAGAUGAAUUUUCUACUUAAUUUAUAAUAGAUGAAGAAGUUUCUUAAGAUGAAAUGGAUGUUGAUGUAGAUGAAGAUGAAAUUAUGGAAAGAUAUAUUAGAAAUGAUGAUCAAAUUUAAUAUUUAUAAAGAUUUAAUAAAGGAUUAAGAUCAUUUAUUAUUAAUAGAUAAUAAAUUUAAAAAAUUACAAAACCAUUAGAUGUCAAUACUAAUAAAAAAUCAACCAAAUUAGUUGGUAUGAUGAAACUAUAAGAAUUAGGAAGAUUUAAAAAUAUUUAAUAAUAGAAUGGAUAAUGUUAAUGCAAUCAAAAAUUAAUAAUCAAUUCAAAUUAAGAUUUUGAAAGAGUUAUGAAAUAAUAUGCAUAAGAUAAUGUUUCCUUUAUUAAUGAAUAAGACUCAUUCAAGCAUAUUAAUUUAAAAAUAAGAGAUAAAUAAUGUUUGAAUCAAUCUUGUUAAAUUUAUAAAUAAAUUAUUAUCAAUUGUCACAAAUCUGAUUUUAAUUAUAGAGAGUAAUAAUAUUCAAUUAUUUUUAGAUUAAUUAAUAGAAUUCUAGGAGUCAACAAUAACUUUAAAAUUACUGUCUUAAUAUACAAUUCAAAUGGGGAAAUAGACAUGCUAGGAACCUACAUUAUGAUGCCAAUUCAAAUAGAUGUGUUACUAUAGUAUUUAUAAGAUUGAG